AUGGGCAAAGUCAAGCAGUCGAAGCGAAACGGCGCGCCUUCCAGCCCCUACGAUCGACCAUCCGGUGGCUCAAGCAAUUCCGGCGCAAACUCCAAGAACAAUGUCUUCAAGUUCAACACCAAUUUCGGCCAGCACAUUCUCAAAAACCCUGGUGUGUCCGACGCCAUUGUCGAAAAGGCAUAUUUAAAACCCACAGACACCGUCUUGGAAAUCGGUCCCGGAACUGGUAAUUUGACAGUACGAAUUUUGGAGCGUGCCAAAAAAUGUAUCUGCGUCGAGUUGGAUCCUCGCAUGGCGGCAGAAGUGACGAAGCGUGUGCAGGGGACGCCGGAGCAGAGGAAACUGGAGGUCAUAUUGGGCGAUGUGAUUAAGACGGAGUUGCCACAGUUCGAUGUCUGCAUUUCAAAUACGCCAUAUCAGAUCUCAAGUCCCCUCGUCUUCAAACUUCUCGCCAUGCCCAACCCCCCACGGACGUCCGUCCUCAUGUUCCAGCGCGAAUUUGCCCUCCGGCUAACCGCCCGGCCCGGCGACUCCUUGUACUCGCGCAUCUCCGUCAACGCGCAGUUCUGGGCCAAAAUCACGCACAUCAUGAAAGUCGGCAAGAACAACUUCCGCCCUCCACCGCAAGUCGAAUCCUCCGUGGUGCGGAUUGAACCAAAAGUCGGCAAAGACAGACCCAAUGUAAGCUGGGACGAAUGGGACGGCCUGCUACGCGUAUGCUUUGUCAGGAAGAACAAGACCCUGCGGGCAAGUUGGCUAGGCACAAGGGAGGUAUUGACCAUGGUUGAGAAGAAUUACCGGACGUGGUGUGCGAUGAAUGGCGUCGCUGUGGAUGAGACCCUCGUCGAGGGUGACGACGCAGAAGAGGAAAUGGACACGGAUGCUGGUGCUGGUGCUGGCCUGGGUGCCGAGGAGGGCGAUGGCAUGGAUGUGGAUGACGACGAUGCGCCAGAUUUUUUCAAGCAGAUGACCAGGUCGGCCGGCAGUGCGCCCAAGACCAAGAGCAAGCGCAAGAAGACAAAGGUGGCGGAGCUGGUUCGGGAAAAGAUUCGCAAGGUGCUGGAGGAUGUUACCGAGUUAGCUGACAAGCGAGCUGGCAAGUGCGAUGAGAAUGACUUUUUGCGUCUGUUGUUUGCAUUCAACGAGGAGGGGAUUCAUUUUUCAUGA
This is a messenger RNA of Metarhizium brunneum ARSEF 3297, 1167 nucleotides long. RefSeq names its product Dimethyladenosine transferase (gene DIM1). Gene Ontology annotation, biological process: rRNA methylation. Lineage: Eukaryota; Fungi; Ascomycota; Sordariomycetes; Hypocreales; Clavicipitaceae. The record is from RefSeq and is a predicted model, not a curated record. Gene Ontology annotation, cellular component: nucleolus. Gene Ontology annotation, molecular function: rRNA (adenine-N6,N6-)-dimethyltransferase activity.